CUUUAUUUGAGCUCCAUUAUUCUCAAUAUUCUCUCUUUGCCUUUAUCUUUCUUGCUUUCCUUUGUUUCUCUCUCUUUAGCAAGAAGAGUAUUCUUCUCUCCACCUCCAAAUUGAUGUGAUUCUCCACUAACCAAAAACUUUACAAAAGAGAAUUUUUAAAGAUCAUUCAAGAAUUUAGCUAUGAAUUUUUCUUCAAUUCCAGCUUAUCUUGAUCCAGCCAACUGGCAACAGCAAGUUGGAGGUAGUAUCUCAAAUCAUCAUCAUCAGCUUCAAUCACCACCAUCUCAAACUGCACCACCGCCGCCAGUGCUUCCACCUCCCCAACCCCCACAGCCUCAUGGCGGCGGUGGUGCAGGUUCUAUCAGGCCGGGCUCGAUGGCUGAUCGAGCCCGGAUGGCCAACAUACCUAUGCCUGAGACAGCCCUAAAAUGCCCUCGAUGUGAUUCAUCAAACACCAAGUUUUGCUACUUCAACAAUUACAGUCUUUCGCAACCUAGACACUUCUGCAAGGCUUGCAAAAGGUACUGGACUAGAGGCGGUGCUCUAAGAAAUGUUCCUGUGGGUGGUGGUUGCCGGAGGAACAAAAGAAGCAGCAGCAACAGCAAGAGCGGCAACAACAAUAACAAUAAUUCAAAAUCUCCGGCUUCUAGCACUAGUACUGAUGGUCGUCAAGCUACUAAUAAUUCAGGUUCUACAAGCACAAUUUCAUCACAUAGCAACAGUUUUUCUGGCCCAGCAUCAGCAGCAAGUUUAUUAGGUCUUAUGACCCCUCAAAUUCCGCCUCUACGCUUCAUGUCGCCUUUAGGCCAAUUUAGCUCUGAUCAUCAUCAGCACCACAAUUUUACUCCGAGUAAUCACAUGAACCUGAAUUUUUCUACAAGUUGUGGUAACGUAUUAGGCGGUACCACUGAAGGCAUGAUGAUUAAUAAUAACAACAAUUUGCUCGGAGCUGGAGCUGGUGGUGUUGCUUCGCUUUUAUCAAGUGGAAACAUUGAACACUGGCGAAUGCAACAACAAAUGGCACAACAAUUCCCUAAUUUCUUAGGCGGAUUUGAUCCGUCUAAUUCGCCUUCUUCGGGUGUUAACAAUUAUCCGUUUCAAGGUGGUGUUCACGAAGCGGUACAAUUCCUUGCUGGUGAGGGUACGAGUCAAAUUAGCAGGCCAAAAAUCUCGACCUCAAUGCUAAAUCAGAUGGCUUCAGUGAAGAUGGAAGACAACAAUAACAAUAAUAAUGAAGAUCAAUCAGCUUUGUCAAGGCAAUUGUUGGGGAUUCAAGGAAACAAUGAAAAUUGGAAUACUGCUAGUGCUUGGAGUGAUCUUUCUGCUAGUUUUAGUUCUUCUUCCACUAGUAACGCCUUAUAAUAUAGAGUCGGCGUAAAAUGUUGUUCACUGGCAAAGCUGAUACUAUCUGCUUUAUUACUGAGCGGUCAUUCAGAGGUUUUAGCUGGUAAUCUGAAUUAUCUCACUAGUCGAUAUAUUUUAUGAGCGAAAGCUUCUAGUGAGGAUGGAAGCCGGACAUGGGGUACAAAAAAUCAAUCAUCUGAAAACCCUAGAUGUGGUAGUCUUUGUUAAAGUGUUUUCUUUAGAUUUAUUAAUAGUUUGCUAUGGUAAUGCAUGUGUUAGAACAUGUUUGGAGGUUGAGUGUACUUUUUCUUAAUUAGUUCUUUGUAGUAGCUUUUGUGUAGACAUGAAGGUCUAAUUUUCAAAGUAAUUGUCUUUAGGUGUUGGGAUGUAAAGGUGAUCAUAUGGCUAACAAUAUUUCUAAUGAUAUAUCAUCUUCAUGUUUGAAAUUUGACGGAA
Lycium ferocissimum is the source of this 1800-nucleotide messenger RNA. Its product is annotated as dof zinc finger protein DOF2.4-like. The coding region runs from base 181 to 1362 and encodes 393 amino acids. The transcript has 3 exons. Gene Ontology annotation, biological process: regulation of DNA-templated transcription. Gene Ontology annotation, molecular function: DNA-binding transcription factor activity; DNA binding. The record is from RefSeq and is a predicted model, not a curated record. Lineage: Eukaryota; Viridiplantae; Streptophyta; Magnoliopsida; Solanales; Solanaceae.